Molecule: messenger RNA, 5021 nt
Organism: Paramuricea clavata
Lineage: Eukaryota; Metazoa; Cnidaria; Anthozoa; Malacalcyonacea; Plexauridae
Source: the annotation of a GenBank genome assembly
AUGCUGACAGUUCGUAAAACGCAUGAUCCAGGAAGUUGUUCAAAAUCAAACCAUGGUGAACUAAUAUUAGUAAAGGACCGAGAGAACAGGGACAAGGUAUUAGUUUGCACUGAAGAUAACGAAGACUACAGAUGGAAAACAGCAGACAGUAAGUAUUCGAAUAACUUGCCUCCUUUCACAUGAAUAAACAUGCAAAGCAUGUUUUCUAAGCCGCUUGCCUCAACGUAGCCACAUAUAUUUGGUGAAUGGCCUCGAAACAAUAUCAUAUACAAAUACGGUUCGAUGCGGCUUAACGGAAUUUUUGGAUGAAAUCCUGAAGAAACCUAUGGGCAACACCAGCUUUUAAUUUAUGCAUGCAGGGGGUGAUGGGAAGUAAGGUAUCAUCUUGCAGAUUUAUAUGCUGAAAAAAUUUCUGUAAAAACUGCCGAAACAAACGAUGUAUUUCAAUAUUUACAAGUAUAAGCUAUCACUCCGUGUUUACACGGCCGUCAUUUUUAUUUUAUCAGCAUGUAUAAUCGGCAAUAUGAUACCUUACAUCCCAUCUUUCCCUGCGCGCAUAAAUUAAAAGCUGGAAUUGCCUAUUGCACUGUUUGAACACAACAACUUUAUAGUCCAAACAUUGUUUUAUCUUGAGGUAGUUUAUAACAGUAUAAUGCAAUCAAUUUCAAGAUGAAAAUCAUAUCUUUUCCCUGCGAAGUAAAACGACUAAACCUAUAUAACUUAUGAAUUAUAAAUUAUAAAAAUCUGUAAUAUAUCAAGAUUUUGUGAAGACUCAAAAGUUCAUUGCACCACUUUUGGCGAAACACUUGCAAAUGUUAAAAAUAAACAGCAGUUAGGAAAAAGAAAGCAUUACUGAGAUCCACUCGCUUUUGACAUUAGCUAUAGCAUACAAUUAGCCUUUCUCACGCCGCCAUUUUGUGUGGCUUUUUAGCCGAAGUCUGCGAGGUAAAUCCAUAUAACAGUGACUAUUUAUUUAUUUUCUUUAAGGAAUGAUGGUAAGUUUGCUUUCUGAGUGGUUAUAGUAUUCUGAAAAUUGCUUUUCACAUUGUUUUAACUGUCAGCAUUGGUUAACGAGAAUUAGAUGCCACCCAAAAAUGGCAGACACUCGUCAUCAUGAGAAAGGCAAAUUGCUUGCUACCAAUCUUGGACAUGAUUGGUUGAACUACUGCACCUUUCUCUCUGUACAAAAUUUGCAUACCACUAUAUAUACAAAUAAUAAAUUGUAUGGUCAAUCAUUUUGUGCUGCUUAAUCCUCCGCUUUCCUAACUCCACAGUUGAGCGAAGGGGGGGGGGGGUAUUUUCCCCAGGUAUCAAUCUCCAAAAGAGCACAUAUAACUGUAAAUAAUCUUUGCCGAUAUAGAAAAUCACUAGGAAUAUUACAUUUGCAUAUAGAAAAACCCUCACUUCGGUCCUGAUUUGUAUAAUCACAAAUUACCAAAAUUUGUGUGGCUGUUGUUUACAACAUUUAAUUUAGUGAAGGGUGCCACGAACAAGUUUUGUGAAUGUGAUUUAACCUAAUCAGUAAUCGUUGGAACUUCCUCAAGGGCUUUUUCCGAGAUUUUAGCUUCUAAAACAGUACAAUACAAAUUAUGGUUAUCUUUCUCUUAGCGUUGUCCUUUUUUAAUCAUACUCGUGUGUAGUAACCGCCGCGAAUUGAUACCCAUGCAGUCACGAGUUUUCACCCCACGCUUUUGGCGCUUGGCACGCCUCAACGAACCUCACAUCUGAUAAACUGAAAAUGAUAUAUUUUAAAAUGCAUGCAACUGCGUUUUUAAAUGUUUUGUUGUUCAUUAAAAUCGCUUUUCUUUUGUGACGCAAUGUUUCCCUUUAUCGACCGUAACUAAUUCUAUCAAGCUUUACCAAUGUCGUCCUAUAAGUAAAAUCACACAGAAAAUCUACUUGUGAAUGAUAUCCAAGUAAGGUCUAAACUAUAACACCAAAGCCUUGUCUCAUGUGAAUGAUAUUGAAACCAUUUAAGAUUCGAAACCACCUGGGGAAUAUUUUAAUCCUGGCUAUGACUGUUUGGAUAUUCUCAACAAGAACACCAAGGCUAAAGAUGGAUAUUAUUGGAUAAACUUCAAUGAAGGCCAACCGAAAAAGGUAGGGGUAGCCAAUAGACCUUAUGCAUAAUGACGUCACAAGGUUUGAUGCCCGCGAGGAAUGCUGGUCUUAAAAGUCAUCGCCCGGGAAAGUUUCGACAGUGGCCAGUUUGGAUUGUUUAAUUUUCCUAGGCGCCGGACGAUAACUACCAAGACCAGCAUUCCUCACCGGCAUCAAGCUUUGUGACGUCAUUAUGCAUAAAGUCUAUUAAAAUGGUUGUAAAAGCAAUUAUUAAAGGAUUUAUAUCGGGUCGCAUGUCGUUUACUGACGUAAUAAUUUCAUAUUACUAUAACCUAUAUGCUCCAUAAGUAACAUACUGUAGUGCACGAAAAAGAAAAGCAUGUCAACGAGGUUUUCUGAGGUUCUUCCAGGAUGCCUGACUAGAAGAUUUUAUCUAGCAACAGUUUUUUUCCAUUCUACUUACAACAUGCUGUGUUGUAUUUAUUGAACGAUUAUUUUGUUUCCAUAUUCGCACAUUAAAUUGUUAAAGAUUUUAAAAAUUGCAAAUGUUGCUGCAUGUGCACAAAUUAACUGUAUACCCCCUUCCUUCAGUACCUUAAAGCGAUUUGUUUGUUCGACUGAUAUCCUGGACUACCGGCGCUACUUUCAUAGUCAACAGAAUGCAUAUUAUAGCUACUGCAACUAAUUCCUAUCAAUCAGCUAGCUAAAAUAUACUCUCUUUGUACCGGAACUGCAUAUUCAAGUAUGUGAAUUUAACUGUAUCUUCAGGUUUAUUGCGACAUGUCAACAGAUGGGGGUGGGUAAAUAUAUAUUGAUUGGUCAUAUGAAUGACACUGUGAUAUGGGACGUUCCUUCAAGUAGUGAAACUGUCGAACCAUUUGGAUAUCCACAGUGGUCUAGUGAGCUUGGAGAUAUCUCUGUGAUUGAUUUCAGAAUACAGGUCGCCUCCAAUGACGAUUUUGAGAACCCAGCAGUUCAUUGGUAAUUAUCUUCCUUCGCGCAUUGCGACCAGCAUUGGGUAGCAAAGUGUAACAAACAACAACAAGGGUACGAUUUACUAUAUCAAAGUGAAAAAACAGAACCAUACUUUAUGAGUAGCAAAGAUUUGACUAAAUUCACUUUUUCCAUUGGUUGCCAUUUCCUGUUGUCUCAUUUCAAUGUUCCAUGGUAAUGAUUGUACGUUGUUGAUAAUUCUUCUAUUUUUCGAGAUUUUUGAAACGACCCAUUUCGGCCAAAUUCGUUACCCAGAAUAUAACUGUGGUACACAAACGUCGCGGUUGUUCAAUCGCAAAUAAUUAUACAAGAAUGCAACAGGCAACAAGCAAGAAUGUUACUCCUCAAAGAUAUUGGAUUUAGUCGAGCGUAAAUGUCCUGUGAAUAGAUACUCAUAUGCUGAAGAAAAUGGCGUCACCAUUUGUCUUGUUCAAAAAUGCAGUUCUUUUUCCAUGUUCUGUUAUUUUGAUAUAAUUUGUUUGCUUUCAAUCAGUGACGUAGUCAGCCCGACAAUUUAGUCCCGCUAUCAGGAACGAAGCUCGGAUGGGGGAGGGGGUCGUAUGGGGGGCGUGUGACACCCCAAAAAUACGAAUUAUCUGGAUUGGCAGGGCGAUUAAUCUGGAUGGCAGGGCAAUCAAAUAUUUUAAAUGAUGGAAUGGAGUUAUUAAGUAACUUACAGGGCUUUCCGAGGGAAUUGAAUAGAAUUUACAGACCUUAAUUUUACAGAUAUUGGUCCAAAAAUAAGGGUUUUAUUCGUGUUUUAACAGGAAUUUGUACGGGGAAAAGUUUUGGACCCUUAAUUUAACUGGUUUAUGUCGGGAAAUAUUUUUUCUACCCCCCCCCUCCCCCCCCGCCCAACAUAUUUGGGAAAAAUCGUGGCCAGAAAUAAUUUCUUUUCUGCACGGCAUUAUCGGUUUUGGCAGGGCAAUUAUGGUAGACCCCCGCCCCCCCCCCGAAUUAAAAGGGGUUAGUUUCGCCCCUGCCCGCUAUGCAAACUCAAGUUUAUUAUAAUUAUCCAUUUCUUUAGAAAUUGGUUGUUUUCACAGUGAAUGAACGCGAAAAUAUUUGCAUAGCGGGACCAAAUGCAUGGUCGAGCUGGCUACGCUGCUGCUUGCAAUUGUACCGUAGCCCCCAACAAAUCAUUGAAAACAAAUAAAUUUGUCGCUCAAAUUUUUUCCGAUACUAAUUGCAGAAGACGGCAUUUCCGAGUCUCAGUAUUUCAAACUUUCAUAGGAGAAUCGAACAUAUCGUCGAACCUGCCAAAGUUUCUCCCAAAGGUUUUACCUUAAAAACAACGCGAAAAGAUAGGUGCUUCCAAAACCAAUAAAUGCGUGAGAAUAUAUAGUUAUAAAUUGUUAAUUUUGCAUUUCAAUGGGGAUCCAAAGAUCACAUAUUCUUUCAAAAUUUUAGCCACUUAAUAAUUAAUCCAGUAAAUUCGCGAAGUCGUAAAAAUAACAUAAAAACCUCCUUUGUAAAAAGAAAUUACGAUAUUUCUAGAUCUUCAUUUGCUCUUGAUAUUUUGAGAUCGAUGCCAACGAUCUAACGGCAGACAAUUAAGAAGCUAAUUUUCUCGUUUUCGCAAGUGUUCGCGCGCUUCCUGAUUUGCGCAUGCGAACGGACAUGCUCAGCGUACGAGAUUGGAUUUUGUUGAACAACAUGGAAAACUGGCUAAUACAUACUCCCAAUAAAAACUAUUCUUUCUUUUUAGGGCAUAUCGGUUUAAAAACAAGCGACUGCUGAAGAAUUUGAUGAUUGUCGACCAAGGUGGUUGCCCAUAUAACUUUCCAGGUGUAGGAGGUAUUUCUUAUGUUAAAGAUUUGAUGACGGAGGAAAUUGUCUCGAGGGAUUUUUCAUGUUCAAUAUUUGGAGCAUAUUCUCAUCCCAUUGCAAAAAUUGGUUGGGUAAGAUAUUUUAAUCCAGUUUCCGCAAAUGAUGAUAAUGCACAAUCUGUUUUAAAAUUAAUAUAA